Malassezia pachydermatis is the source of this 1287-nucleotide messenger RNA. Its product is annotated as peroxisome assembly protein 12. The transcript is spliced from 2 exons. Gene Ontology annotation, cellular component: peroxisomal importomer complex; peroxisomal membrane. The record is from RefSeq and is a predicted model, not a curated record. Gene Ontology annotation, biological process: protein monoubiquitination; protein import into peroxisome matrix. Lineage: Eukaryota; Fungi; Basidiomycota; Malasseziomycetes; Malasseziales; Malasseziaceae. Bases 1 to 1287 code for a protein of 428 amino acids. Gene Ontology annotation, molecular function: zinc ion binding; ubiquitin-protein transferase activity; protein binding.
AUGGACGUGCUAUCGAAUAUCGACCCAACGUCGUCGAACAGUGCGGCUACGGACCCAUUUAGACCGUCGUUCUUUGAGCUGAUUGCGCAGGAGCAACUUUCAGACCUGCUGAAGCCUGCAAUCCGGUAUGUACUUACUGUGUUGGCCCAGAGGAAUCCGCGGUACCUUCUCCGCGUCGUCAACCGGUUUGAUGAAAUAUAUACCCUGCUAAUGCUGGCCGUAGAGCGACACUACCUUCGCACAUGGAACGCUUCCUUUACAGAACACUUCUACGGCCUCCGACGUCGCCGACGCCCAGCUGUGUCGACAAAGCGAGUCGAGGCGUCCGUCUCGCCACAGAAGCUGGCAGUUACACGGCAGCUGCGCAAUAAGGAGAUCUAUGUCUCUCUUAUGUUCCUUGUUGGACUGCCUUACGUGAGUGCUAAGCUCACAGAGUACUGGGAGCAUGUCGGAGGCGGUGUCCUAGUAGAGGACGAAGACGACUUGUUUGGCGACGAGCCCUCGUCGCGACCGGCACAGGCCGCUGUACUGCACGAGACACCCGCGCAACAACGCAAGCGGAAGUGGGAGGCGUUCUUCCGGAAGGCAUACCCGUACGUACAAGUGGUUUACCAGCUCUGGAUGCUGGGGUACCACAUUGGCUAUCUCUUUGGCCGCACUCCGUACUGGCGGCCAUGGCUUGCAGCGAUGCGCGUCGAUGUGCGUCGUUCCAUGGGCAACGAGCAGCCGCUGAUGGUCGGCGCGGCGGCAGUGCAGUUCCCCAAGUUCACGCGGUACCCCUUCCUCUGGACCUACGUGCUGAUGCGCAAGGGCGGCGCUCGCAUCCUUGAUGCGCUAAAGUACGCUCUACCCGCGUCGAUUUUCUUCUUCAAGUUCCUGGAGUGGUGGUACAGCCCCAACAACCGCCGCCGUCGGGGCGAUAGCAGCACCGAGUCGAGCAAGCGUAUCGCGCCGCCGUCGGUCCUGCUGCCAAGUCAACGUGGUGUACUGUACAAUCCACCACCGACGUUCAAAGACCCGCAAGUGCUUGCCAAGGUGAUGGAUACGACGACGCUAGCUGAGGCUGAUGAUGAUAUGUUUGCCGAUGGUGCCGCCCCACCCGCCUUGCUACACAAUGCCUGCCCGCUGUGUGGCGCAGCGCCGAUUCAGAAUCCAUGUGUCUUGGCCACAGGGUAUGCAUGUUGCUAUACGUGCGCUACAGAGUAUGUCGACAAGUGGCACCGCUGCCCUGUGACAAUGACGCCGCUACCUGGUGGUGUAGAGCAGAUCCGGCGUGUGCUGGUAUGA